Molecule: messenger RNA, 740 nt
Organism: Saprolegnia diclina VS20
Lineage: Eukaryota; Oomycota; Saprolegniomycetes; Saprolegniales; Saprolegniaceae
Exons: 5
Coding region: 1-711 (236 amino acids)
Source: RefSeq, a predicted model, not a curated record
AUGGUUGCAUUGAACAGCGAGGUUCGCGCCCGGCGCCGGGCAGCGAUCCCGCCCGAGCGAUGGCAGGAGCUCCACGCCCUCAUGCGCAGCUCGUUCCGCGGCCUCACGUUCGAGUCGACCCGGCGACUCUGUACGGAGCUGGCUUUGCCGCGGUCACCCGCCCGGGGCCAAAUGACGAGAGACAUUGCUGCCAUCAUUCGCCAGUUCUACGCUGCCACCGACAUGAGUGUCGACGACGGCAAUGAUGGCGACUUGAAUGGUGCUUCGAGCGACGAGAGCGCAUGCUGUGAGAUCUGCGACGGGAGCGACGACGCUGAUGCCAGCUUGCUCUGCGACGGGUGCGACCGAGAAGAAGACAAUGAAGUUGAAGAGAUUGAUGACGCGGAUACAGAGAGCGCCGUGACACCCACGCCCGAGGAGCUGCCCCGAGGCAUGUGCGAGAUGAACGAGCUGCUCGUCCAUGCGUGCGCGUGCGACGACGCGCCGUGCGCGACGUACUGCGACCUGUGCUUGGCCAUGAAGCGUCUGCUCCAGUGCACGAGUUGGUUCUCCUUCAGCGCCGAAGUACUCGCCAUGCCCUUUGUCGAUGGCGUGAUCGAGCUCUUCGUGUUUCAUGCGACCCACUGUACGACGCGCGAGAGUACUCGUACUAACUGCAGCGUGCCCCUGUGCCAGCAGCUGCACGCGACCGUAGACAGUAUGUCGCCAUAAGUUGUUUGAAUGGAUCGUUUGAGAGUCAG